CGAGCUGAAGCCUUAUUCCCUAGGGCGCCUUGGUUAACAAGUGCAUGAAUGCAUUAAGUGCUUUUGCUGAGCGAAAGAGUCAUUGCAAUUCUUCAUCUCUUACGUGAAACGUCUUGUGGGAGGGGGAGACCACAAGGGAAAGCGAAGAAACGGAGUUACAGCAGCACAAACUCGCACUUCUGAAGCACCUUUCAUGUAGGAAAAUGUCUCCAAGCAGUUAGUAGCAGGAUAAGUAGGUAGGAGAUGACGACAUUUACAAUCAAAGAAAUCAGAUUUUGGAUGGGUUUUCAAAUCAAAGAGGGAGGAAGCAAGGUAGAGGGAUUUGGGGAACAAGUGCCAGAGAACAGGGGCGUCAGUGCUGAAAGCUUACUUGCAGGUGUUGGGGAGGAAUGGAUGAGGACAUGCAGAAUCCUGAGUUGGCAGUGGAUGAUGGAUGAGUGGGACCAUAGUAGGUUGCUGAAGUGGUCGGGGGGGACAAGACUGGAGGCAUUUGAAGGUAAGAACAAGGAUCUGAAAAAGCAGAGACAAAGCCAAACACAUUAUGCGGUUGCACUGGAUCAAGCCUUGGGUUUUGUGUUGUGCUGCAGAGAAUGGGCGGAGAACGGACAGCUUUGGGUGCAGCAGGUCUCCAGCAAUCCAUGCACACGUAUCGAUGUCGUCCACCUGCAGGAACAACUGGACCUGAAGCUGCAGCAGAGGCAGGCUCGGGAGACCGGCAUCUGCCCAGUCCGCAGGGAGCUCUACUCACAGUGCUUUGAUGAACUGAUUCGGCAGGUCACCAUUAACUGUGCAGAACGUGGGCUGCUCUUGUUGCGAGUCCGUGAUGAGAUCCGUAUGACCAUCUCUGCCUAUCAGACACUGUACGAAAGCAGUGUGGCCUUCGGGAUGAGGAAAGCCUUACAAGCGGAAGAGGGCAAGGCAGACAUGGAGAAAAAGAUCGCUGAUUUGGAAGUAGAAAAGAAAGAACUGGAGAGACAGGUGAACGAACAGAAAGCAAAGUGUGAAGGAAUAGAAAAGCGAGAGAAUGAAAGACGGCAAGUGGAUGACAAGAAACACGCUGAAGAAAUACAGUUUCUCAAACGAACUAAUCAGCAGCUUAAGGUGCAACUGGAAGGCAUAAUUACUCCAAAGAAAUGAAACUAUCGCGAUACAUUUUCCAUACAAUCCAUCAAACAUUGCUGCGUGUUCACUGAGAAUGAGUGUAAUUUUAAAUCGUAUAUUAAUUGCUGCAGGAGGUAAGCUGUUAUGUAGAAGCUCACUGAUCUAAAGUAGUCAUGGAUAUAAGGUGAUAUAAGGCAUCAAUUCAGUCUCUUUAAAACAUUUCAUAAUUUUAAUUUAAUUAGUGAUUUCAUUCAUUCAUUUUAAAUUUAAUUAAUAUCUCUACCCUUAUAAAAAUGCUUAGCAAUUUGUAUUUUUAAAAAUUGCAUGAAAAGACAGUCCAAAGGGUUAUCGGAAUUGGAGAGUUAAUGAGCACGAGUAUAUUUAUAUAUAUUAUAGUAUAUUAUAUUAUGUUUAGAGUAGCCGCUGAUGCCGUGCCGCUCUUGCUUGAGCCGCUGAUGGCUUCCCUCUUGCUGGUGAAUCUGCCUGAAGUUUAAACAGGGACGUUUUGUUGGAGGAAGGUAAAACAUUUAACAUAUAGCCCAGUUUUAAGAGAUGGAUUGGUACUAUUAAGCGGUGUUUAUUGUAUUUACUCAAAUCUACAGUGUUUUUUUCUUACUAAAACGUAUGUAUAAGAUCAGGCUGUGCCUUAGAAUCAACAGCAUUAGAAAAGCGUUACAGGAUUUUUCUCCAGCCUCUGAAAUCUGUGUUGCCUUUGAUUCCGAGUAAAUACAAUAAUUAUCCUAUGGUAGAUUCUGAGCCUCUAUAUUUUUCUAAACUAAACUCGCCCUUUUUCAAGCAACCCUGUCUGUAAAUGUGAUCAGCACACAAUGUUAAAAAUAUAUAUGCACACUGCAAAUUAUUUUGAAGCGCAUACAUUUUUUUUAGGGGUAUCGAUAGUGACAAGAGCUCAAUAAUGCUUCAUUAUUUCCUUCGAGACAAAAACAGGGUCUUUGGUUCAUUAAUGCAGUGUGGGAGCAGGCUGAACCAGAGUGACUUCACAUUGGCAAAAGGCAAUGAACCCAAAGAUGUGGAGAAGAUUACAACUGUAGAUUUUACAACAGAGUAGACAUGAGACAAAUCAAUUUGUAAAACACUAAAGAUGGAAAGCAGUUCGAGUUCUUACCCAGUGAAGCUGUGUGCAAUGCUUGUUUUAUAUAGAACUCCAAGUCUUUGGUCAAUGAGGUACUCCUACAUGCAAUUUGCUUUUUUCCCUCAGCUGUGAUAUAUUAUUUUCAUUUUUGUGUUAAAGUACAUUUUUGUUACUGGAUGAUUUCAAAUUCCUCAUUUUAUUUUGCAGCAAAUGUUCGGCAAUGCAUUUACAUGGGUUCUGUUCUUUUAAAAGUAACAAUUUCUUUAAAUAAAUUACUUAAUUAGUAAA
Callorhinchus milii (elephant shark) is the source of this 2479-nucleotide messenger RNA. RefSeq names its product dynein, axonemal, light intermediate chain 1 (gene dnali1). The coding region runs from base 244 to 1137 and encodes 297 amino acids. The transcript is spliced from 4 exons. The record is from RefSeq and is a predicted model, not a curated record. NCBI's taxonomy places the organism in Eukaryota, Metazoa, Chordata, Chondrichthyes, Chimaeriformes, Callorhinchidae. Gene Ontology annotation, molecular function: dynein heavy chain binding. Gene Ontology annotation, cellular component: axoneme; filopodium.